Messenger RNA from Lingula anatina, 1842 nucleotides. Its product is annotated as transmembrane protein 26-like. The record is from RefSeq and is a predicted model, not a curated record. Lineage: Eukaryota; Metazoa; Brachiopoda; Lingulata; Lingulida; Lingulidae.
GCCUGAGGACACUGAAAUCUCAGCGGUGAUUCCUAUUCCUACCAUGGGUUGUUUCACGGUGAUCCGCGCCGUGGCUGUGAGGCUUUGUUUUGCGGCCCAUUCCACCCUGGCGGUAUGGAGAGUAUACCUGGUCACCAAGGAUGAGAUCUAUUGGUACUUGCUGUGUGCCCUGGGGACACAGUUCAUAGAGGGGAUGGUGACACUGUUGAAGAGAGACGACGAGUGGAAGUGGUUCUGUCCGAGCGUCUUUUUCUACCUGUCUGGAGUGAUUCCGUCCAUUUGGUUCCUAGAGCUCUACAAUCUUCAGAUCCUCGGGACAGGAAAUAGUACCUUUAACCACACCGGAGUUAACGACUCAUUGCAGGACUUAACAGCAACAAUCAAGGAACUUGGGCUUGAGAUUAGGAUACCACUGAAGCUAUCGAGUGACCAGUGGCUGAAGUUCCUAGAGCAAGGCCUGUUGUUAAUGUUAAUUCUAGGGAGGUGGGUACUGCCCAAGGGCAAGCUGACCCACGACCAACUCUCCCAGUUACUGCUCGUUUACAUUGGCACGGCGGCGGACAUAGUCGAGUUCUUUGAGGCUUUUAAAGAAGACGUGGUACGUCGUACAUGGUACCUUGCCUAUGCGGUACUUUCCAUUUGGACAUGGAGCCUCUUACAAUUCACCAUGGUCCUCACAGCCACUAAGGCCCGCAAGGAUCAAUCCGGUCUCCUUCCCGGGAUCCAUACCCAUAUAGACAAACACCAGUGCUGCUCUUCUGACGUCUACGGCAUAAUGAUUUCUAUCAUAAUGCAAGACGCGCCAUUUUUAUCUCUACGCCUUUUGCUUAUAUUUUACUACGGCGUCGUAAGUUAUACCAAUUUUUUCUUUACGUCUAAGAACGCGUUGGUGAUGCUGCUACUUAUUUAUAGACUGAUUAUGGUUCAGUUGGAAAGGAAGAGAGAAAGACGGAAAGCAAAUUUGAAAAUGUCUGAGAGUCGAACGUUGUUAAUGGCGCACCGGCGCUCCAACAGCACGGAUACGUCGCUAAGCAGUCGGCAAACGUCCUAUAGGAACGUCAGAAGCACGCCAAACAUGCAGAGGCUCCAAAGCUCCAAUAGCACGACCACGAUGAACAGCUUCUCGAACACAAACAGUCACUUGCCACAAACAAAAAGCAUGACUAACAUGAACAACCAGCUACGCAUUCCCAGAAACCAAAGCGUCGGUAGUACUAUAAGCCUUCCCCCGCCGAAGAAAAUCUCAUCUGCUUCAUCGAACAACGGCGUGCCGCAGCCGGUAUGGAAGAUGAAGUAUUCCCCGGUACCGCAACGGGAGGCAAGGAUUAAUAAGAACAUUAAUACUGUACUUUGAUGAUUUAGCUAGCGUAGCUCAGGAUGGUGCAAGUGUCCGAUGCACAAUGUUCAUAUUGCCUACACGCAUUAUUGUUGGAUAUCAAUAAAGGUGAACGAUUAUACCAACAUCGUUAAUGGACAAAAUCGAUCGAUAACACUGACGAAACAAAGAAAGCGCACCUGAUCACAAUAAAAGAAAAAAAAUUACCCAGUUAUGGCAUGGGUUUUUCUUGAAACAGAUGCAUUCUACGAUACUAGAGAAUAUUGACGUUUUCGGUGUAUUUUACUUUGCGGUGAUUAAUGGUGUAAUGUGAAGCGUGUAGUGAUGACGUUUACGGAAAAUAAAGCUCUAUUACGUAACGGAUAUGCUGAUGACGUAAAAGGGAAAUAAGUAUGAAGAAAACCCCAUGGUUGUGUAAUUUUUGUUAAAUUAAAUGAUAGCAAAGUAUGAAGGAAAAAGCAAUCAGUUUAUUUGUACGUAGCAUGCAAUGAUGUUUUAUAUGGUGU